Molecule: messenger RNA, 3763 nt
Organism: Brassica rapa (field mustard)
Lineage: Eukaryota; Viridiplantae; Streptophyta; Magnoliopsida; Brassicales; Brassicaceae
Product: DEMETER-like protein 3
Biological process (GO): chromosomal 5-methylcytosine DNA demethylation pathway; base-excision repair
Molecular function (GO): DNA demethylase activity; DNA N-glycosylase activity
Source: RefSeq, a predicted model, not a curated record
AUUUGAAAAAGGAAAAUAACCUACAGGAAAAUAAGAGAUCGUGUUUUCUUAUUUUUCAUAUAUUUACUUUUUCCCCGAAGGUUUUCUCUGAAGGAAGUUGAGGUAAUCGUGUGUGCUUCAGAUAUACUAUUCUUCUCGAAGUCCUUCUGUCUCUCUCUUGCGUCAGAGUAUUCAGCAAUUAUAUUCUGAGACAACAAUGGAGAAGUCAAAAGAUCUAGACAAUUUUUCCGGUUUGGUUGUUCAAGGAACACCGGUUAAGCCUGAACAGCCACUGAAAUUCUAUGUUCGACGAAAGCCUCCUAAGCUGCUCAAUAAGUUACAAAACAUUGAUGACUCUGCAAGUUCUGUUUCUUCAGAUUUCAACACAAACAAUACAACUAAAGAGGAGUCUGUGAAAAAGAGUGAAGAACCAGAAACUUUUAAAGUCGAUCUACAAAGUCUUCAUGGCACACAAGGGAAGGAAAACUCUAAAGAAGAAACUGAAGAGAAAAAUGCUAAGUCAACAAUUCUUCAAGAUGAUUCACAACAUGUUAAUGGAGAAAGAAAGAAGAACUAUUCUCAAAAGAUAUCCAAAAAGAGAUUCCAUAGGCCAAUGAUUAUGGAAGAUGGCAAAAAACCAAGGAAUCGUGCUAAUCUUCAAAUGAGAACUAUAUCUAAUAAAAGGAGUAAAAAGGAGAAAUGUGAUGAAGAAGAGUAUAUAGUUGAGCUUCAAACUCCAGAAAAGCAGAGUUCUCCAAAAAGAAGAAAAAACAAGGCAAAAAAGAGUGUUGCUCGAACGUUGCCAUUCGAUGAAGAAGUUAUUUCUGGUUGUCUUGAGUUUAGUAGAAGUUUUUGGCCUAGUUUUCCAAAAGGCAAAAGGAGGAUGACCACACUUCGCAGGAUUGAUUUUCAUGUGUUGAUAUCACCAAUCUCGUUUCCUAUGCCCAUUUGGAAAAAGCAAUCAAAAAGGUCUAGUCGAAAGAAAAAUAUGACCAGGUGGACUAUGAUUGCUCUAUCUUAUGAAUGCAUAGAAGAAACUUUGUCAUUGGUGGAAAUUCAUCCAGAUGAUAUAGAUAUAAAAAAGAUGCCACCAAAGCUGAGUUUGAUGCAUUCUAACCAGAAAAUAACAGAUGGCUCUAAUGAACAUUUGAAAAAGGCUAAGAAAAUUAGACGUCAAGAUGCUUCAGUUCAGACUAAAGAUUUACACACUGAAGAAAAGAAAGUUAUGAAUAAUCUAACUCUACAAUUAAAUUAUCAAAGGGAACACAAUCUUCCAUCACUAGCCGAUGUUCCAUUACACAAAGAAGAUAUACUUAUGAGAUCUCUUACUAACAUAACGCCUGAACAGUCUAUGAAAAAAACUACUAAAGGUGUUGCCAAGUUAAUCAAGGAGAUGGAGAAAUUGAAUAUCAAUCGAAGAGUAACAACUUUGGGCAAGGCAAAGAAAAAACUGGUUAUUGCAAAAGUGAAUCUUGAUCCUGAAACCAUUAAAGAGUGGGUUUUAUUAAUGGAAAACGAUCUUCCACAUCAAUCAUAUUCCAAUGAGGAAAAUACAGAGUCCAAGUGGAAAGGAGAACGAGAGAUCUUUCAAAGCCGGAUAGAACUUUUCAUCAAUCGGAUGCAUCUUCUACAAGGCAAUAGGAAAUUUAAACAAUGGAAAGGUUCGGUUGUUGAUUCAGUGGUUGGAGUAUUUUUGACACAAAAUGUUUCCGACUACCUCUCAAGCAAUGCUUUCAUGAGUGUUGCUGCAAAAUUUCCGGUGGAUGCAAAAGAAAGUUUGGAAAGCUUAGCAUAUUUCAUCGAGGAACCUCAAGAGGUUAAUAACUUGGUUGCUAAUGGUCAAAUACCAAUUCAGAAUGAGAAGGAUGAUGCUAAAAGCUCAACUGGAUCUGUCUCCUUACAAGAAAAUUUAGAGCAACAUGAGAAAGAUGUAAAAAGAAAAAACAAAAAAACUGGUAUCAUGGAAGAUGAGAGUGUUGAUUGGGAGAGUUUGAGAAAAAUCUACACAAAAGAAGGAUUUAGGGAUACAAUACAUAUGGACACUGUUGAUUGGAAUGCUGUAAGAUUAUCUGAUCAACAAGUUCUUGCUGACACCAUCAUGAAACGAGGACAACAUAAUGGUCUUGCAAGAAAAAUCUUGAAAUUUCUCAACGACGAAGCAAAACAAAAUGGAACCGUGGAUCUUGAAUGGCUUCGAGAUGCUCCUUCUGACUUAGUGAAGAGAUAUCUAUUGGAGAUAGAAGGAAUAGGGCUAAAGAGUGCUGAAUGCGUGCGACUUUUAGGACUUAAACAUUCAGCUUUUCCGGUUGAUACAAAUGUUGGACGUAUAGCGGUUCGGCUUGGUUGGGUUCCUCUUGAACCUUUGCCAGAUGGUGUUCAGUUGCAUCAAUUAUUUCAGUAUCCUUCAAUGGAUUCAAUUCAAAAAUAUCUUUGGCCACGACUAUGUAAACUACCUCAAGAAACACUGUACGAGUUACAUUAUCAGAUGAUAACAUUUGGAAAGGUUUUCUGUACGAAGGUUAUUCCUAACUGUAAUGCAUGUCCGAUGAAAUCAGAAUGCAAAUAUUUUGCAAGUGCAUACGUCAGUUCCAAAGUUCUGCUCGAGGGUCCUGAAGAGAAGACACAAGAGUCACAAGAGUCCCAAGAGUUCCAAGAGUUCCAAGAGUCACAAGAGUCCCAAGAGUUCCAAGAGUCCCAAGAGUCUCAAACUUCAUAUUGUCAUGAUAACGAUGCAAAGAUGACAUCAAAGAUAAACUCGAUUGAAGAAUGCGUUUCCACUGAAUGCAGUAAUCAAACUAACUGUUGUGAGCCAAUAGUUGAGUUUCCCACUUCUCCAGCUAGAGAAAUUCCCGAGUUGCCAGACAUUGAAGAUACUCCUUGCAGAAGUUCUUGUCGGUCUAAUGCUGCCAUUCCUGGAAUGGAUAUCGACAUUGAUGCAUUUAAACAAAACGUGGUGGAUGUGUUUAAGAAAAUUGGAACGAUGUUCAACGGUUCUGAUGACGAGAUUUCUAAAGCAUUAGCUGUCAUGACCCAGGAGAAUGCAUGCAUUCCAAUGAAGCUGCCUCGUAAAACAAAGUAUUAUGACAGAUUAAGAACUGAACAUGUGGUAUAUGUGCUUCCUGAUAAACAUGAGCUUCUCAAUGAUUUUGAGAGAAGAGAAUGUGAUGAUCCUAGUCCAUAUCUUCUUGCUCUUUGGCAACCAGGUGAAACGUCAAACUCGUUCAUGCCACCAAAGAAGAAAUGUGACUCAGAUGGAACAAACCUCUGCGUGAUCAAGACUUGUUCUUAUUGUUGGAAUAUACGAGAAGAAAGUUCAAACACUUACCGUGGAACAAUUCUGAUCCCUUGUAGAACAGCAAUGCAAGGUGGUUUCCCACUUAAUGGCACAUACUUUCAAACCAAUGAGGUUUUUGCAGAUCAUGAGACGAGUUUAGAACCUAUUGUGUUUUCUAGAGAGUUAUGUAAUGGGUUGGAGAAGCGUGCGCUAUAUUGUGGUUCAUCAGUGUCAUCCAUUUUUCGGUUGUUAGAGGAAACAAGAACUCGACUAUGUUUUUGGACUGGAUUUGUAUGCAUGAGAGGAUUUGAUAGAAAGCAACGAACUCCAGAAGGACUCGUCCGCAGACUUCACACCCCACCCGACGAGAGAGGAGAAAAGCACAUGAGAGACUGAUCGAUUUGUUUCUUUUAUUAUUAGUAUUUUCUUUAGUUAUCAAAGACAUUGAAAAACUCUUUUUUAGUAGUAAACAAGUUUUUCUUUUCAUCUCAUAUAUUUUGUUCAAAAUGA